CAACCUUCUUGCAACCAUACUCAAGCCCAACCAACUAUUGAGACUAGCUUACAGUGGCAUAAACAGGAUCAGAUUGUAAGGAAAGUGCACUGCCUUUCCCGCUUGGAAAAGAAUAGAAGGGUUCGCACAGUCAACCCCCGUCUCUUAUCCGCUCUCUGACAAAAAGGCCAAAAAUUUGAAGUGACUCAAACCCCUUCCGCAUAAAUCCUCUUUCUUUCGUUUCUUCCAAGGAAGAGGACGGUAAUUCAACGGUUUCUUCGUCAAUAUGUCAGGUCUCGACGUUGAAGCCCUCCUUGAGUCGACAGCUGCUCCUGCUCCCCAGGAGACGUCAAAGUCCCAGGAUCGCGACGAUCGUUCCAGAGCAGACCCCGAUGAGCUCCGUGAUCGUGACCGUGACCGCUUGCGAGAUCGAGAACGAGAACGCAGACGACGAGACCGCAGCCGUAGUCGACGACGUGAACGAGAUGCCGAUGGAGAUGAGGAUAUGAGAAGCGAACAUGGCAGUGCUAACGGAAGCCAUAGAAGCAGAAGGAGAAGCCGGAGCCACGACAGUGAUCGGCAUCGUUCUCGUCGUGAUCGUUACGGUGGUGAUUAUUACCGAGGAGGUGGCCGCGCUCGAACACGUUCUCGGUCUCCGUAUGAUGACCGCUACUACCGCCCCUCGGGACGUUCACGUCGGGAUUCUCGAGAUGAUGAUAAACGUCACCGCCGCGACAGGGAUGGCCGCAAAUGUAGCCCUACUCGCAGUAAAACACCUGAACCUACUGAGGACGAACGUGAUAGACGUACCAUCUUUGUGCAACAGCUUGCUGCGCGAUUGAGGACGAAAGAGCUGAUUGCCUUUUUUGAAAAGGUUGGACCGGUCAAAGAAGCUCAGAUCGUUAAGGACCGUGUUAGUGGACGAUCUAAAGGUGUUGGUUAUGUCGAAUUCAAAAGCGAAGAAUCCGUCCCUGCUGCUAUCCAGCUUACCGGACAGACGCUUUUAGGAAUCCCGAUUAUCGCUCAGUUAACUGAAGCCGAAAAGAAUCGGCAAGCUCGCAAUUCCGAGGCCAACGCCACUAAUCACCACCACACCUCAGCGCCAUUUCACAGGUUGUAUGUUGGUAACAUCCAUUUCAGCAUAACUGAAAAUGAACUCCAGAAUGUUUUUGAACCGUUUGGCGAACUCGAAUUCGUCCAGCUGCAAAAGGAUGAAAACGGCAGAAGUCGGGGAUAUGGAUUUGUCCAGUUCCGAGACCCUAACCAAGCCCGAGAAGCGCUAGAGAAGAUGAAUGGAUUGGAUCUUGCUGGUCGUGCGAUUCGCGUUGGCCUUGGCAACGAUAAGUUUACCCCGGAUUCGGCUGCGCAACGUGCGCAGGGCCAAGGCGCGAACCAACAUAACUUCCAGGGCUCUUCAUUCUCCGGUCAUGGAGGUCGUGGCAUUCAAGCUGGUGGUACUAGCAAUUUUGACCGCGCUGGCGGCAGAGACCCUGAUAAGGGUGCUUCAGGUGCAAGUGCCUUGGAUGAUACGGAUGUUGCCGGUGUGAAUUUCAACAAUUACAGUAGAGACGCAUUGAUGAGGAAGCUUGCCAGAACAGAUGAACCUGCCGAGCCUUCUAUCGAUGAUAAACAGAAGAUUCUCAGGCCCAAAACCGAAGCCAAGCCACUGCCAGUCAAUGUCAACAUGGCAAGUCGAUGUGUCUUGCUUCGCAAUAUGUUUGAUCCUACUGAAGAAGAAGGUGAAAAUUGGGUUAAGGAGCUGGAGGAUGACGUCCGCGCUGAGUGUGAAGACAAAUAUGGCCAUGUUGUUCACAUUGCGCUAGAUCCGAACUCCCAAGGUGAUAUCUACUUGAAGUUUGACCGUGUCCAGGGUGGGGAGAAUGCCAUCAAGGGUCUGAACGGCCGUUUCUUCGGUGGUAGACAGAUCACCGCCCAACCAGUCGUCGACGCCGUAUACAGCAGUCUCUUCUCUCGAACGAAGGCGAUCUAGUUGUUUCCACCCAAGACAACUCUUACCAAAGAAAUUGCAAGAGUAUUGAUCUAAUGAGUCAUUAGGCACUACUCGCUACGGCAGAUCACACUUGAAAUCCUUGAAAAGAUCCGUUUUCUUUUGCUCGGACUCGGAGCUUGGAUGACUGCCCCUGGUAGGUGCCAAUCCUCUCAAAACAUGCCGAUUCAUAUGGAGCCCAGCAUGUGCCGAAAGGCCAGAUGUGAAAUGAUUUGUCUAUAGGACCCCUUCGUCUUUUAAAGGCCUUUCAGAGAUCGUCAUAUAUUCUUGCUUUGUUCUCAUACCCUAUCAUAUUAGACCCCGUGCCUUUCCGUACCUAUAUGCAACUCGAGUUAGCUAGAAUUGUCAACGCAGUCUCAAAGUCUUUUUGCUUGUCCAC
This is a messenger RNA of Monascus purpureus, 2366 nucleotides long. The record is from the annotation of a GenBank genome assembly. NCBI's taxonomy places the organism in Eukaryota, Fungi, Ascomycota, Eurotiomycetes, Eurotiales, Aspergillaceae.